AUGGAAUCUAUUAUGAAUCUCAAAAUCUCAGAACUUCAGAAUCCCAGAACUUCAGAAUCCCAGAACUUCAGAAUCCCAGAACUUCAGAAUCCCAGAAUCUCAGAAUCUCAGAAUUUCAGAAUUUCAGAAUCUCAGAAUCUCAGAAUCUCAGAAUCUCAGAAUCUCAGAAUCUCAGAAUCUCAGAAUCUCAGAAUCUCAGAAUCUCAGAAUCUCAGAAUCUCAGAAUCUCAGAAUCUCAGAAUCUCAGAAUCUCAGAAUCUCAGAAUCUCAGAAUCUCAGAAUCUCAGAAUCUCAGAAUCUCAGUAUCUCAGAAUCUCAGAAUCUCAGAAUCUCAGAAUCUCAGAAUCUCAGAAUCUCAGAAUCUCAGAAUCUCAGAAUCUCAGAAUCUCAGAAUCUCAGUAUCUCAGAAUCUCAAACUUCAGAAUCCCAGAACUUCAGAAUCCCAGAACUUCAGAAUCCCAGAACUUCAGAAUCCCAGAAUCUCAGAAUCUCAGAAUUUCAGAAUUUCAGAAUCUCAGAAUCUCAGAAUCUCAGAAUCUCAGAAUCUCAGAAUCUCAGAAUCUCAGAAUCUCAGAAUCUCAGAAUCUCAGAAUCUCAGAAUCUCAGAAUCUCAGAAUCUCAGAAUCUCAGAAUCUCAGAAUCUCAGAAUCUCAGAAUCUCAGAAUCUCAGAAUCUCAGAAUCUCAGUAUCUCAGAAUCUCAGAAUCUCAGAAUCUCAGAAUCUCAGAAUCUCAGAAUCUCAGAAUCUCAGAAUCUCAGAAUCUCAGAAUCUCAGAAUCUCAGUAUCUCAGAAUCUCAGUAUCUCAGAAUCUCAGAAUCUCAGAAUCUCAGAAUCUCAGAAUCUCAGAAUCUCAGUAUCUCAGAAUCUCAGUAUCUCAGAAUCAGACUUUCAGAAUUUUAA
Messenger RNA from Caenorhabditis briggsae, 900 nucleotides. The record is from RefSeq and is a predicted model, not a curated record. Bases 1 to 900 code for a protein of 299 amino acids. NCBI's taxonomy places the organism in Eukaryota, Metazoa, Nematoda, Chromadorea, Rhabditida, Rhabditidae. The transcript is spliced from 2 exons.